Molecule: messenger RNA, 1394 nt
Organism: Bursaphelenchus xylophilus (pine wood nematode)
Lineage: Eukaryota; Metazoa; Nematoda; Chromadorea; Rhabditida; Aphelenchoididae
Source: the annotation of a GenBank genome assembly
AUGUGCUAUAUCUACUCUGCAUUUGACAACAUUAAUACGGCCACUGGCCAAUUGGGUAACGUUUUCAUUUUAUCGUUAAAAAAUUAAAUUUUUGCUCUGUAAAAUUUCCUAAAAUCACAUUAAAUAUUAUUUUUAAAUUUAAAAAUUUCAAAAUACAAACACUUUUCCAAUUUGUUUGCCGACUUCAGCGUUUGUCCCGGCCUUCAAACAGCAUCCUGUCCUCGCCCACCUCAACUGCUCGGCCUUUUUUAAUCCCGAAUCUGAAGCCUAUAAAACAUAUUCGGAGGUCAAAAUCAUCGAUCCAGAACGAUUGCCAAUGGAAUGUAAAGACAUUAGAGACAGAGGCAACUUUGUUACUCGCGUUUAUGAUGAGGAAAGGGAUUUUCCAUUGGCAUUUGCGAGGGCUACGUACACGGUGGGUUAACUGAAGGCGUCCUAUUUGAAGGAUGUGCAAUAUUUUUUUUAAUAAAUACAAAAACUAUGACUAAAAAUCCCCUCUGAAACUGCAGGACUACAUUUUCCAAGAGUCCGAGCUCUCCGCCAAUUACAAUCCCAACAAUGUGUACUGUUAUGUCCUGGACAGUAAAGCCGAUGACACUUUCAAACAUCGGAUGCGAGCUCUUGGGAAGUGCUUCGGCAAUGUGAUUGUAGCUCAUAAAGAGUUCAAUAUGCAUGCAGGAGGGGAGAAUAUAAUCCCAGCGCAACAACAUUGCUUGGAGUUGCUGUUGGGGAGGAGAUUCAAAUACGUAGUUAUCAUGGAGGUAAGGGAGUGUAAUUUAUAAUAUUUGCCAAAUCUUUGAACUUUUUAUUGGUAAAUGAAACAAAUUCAAAUUUUAGAAUUUUGACAUGCUAAUCAAGACAAAUUAUGAGUUGGUAAGGAUCUUCCAAGUCUAUAACGGAUCGAACGAUGCGAGUGCCCAGAGUUCGAAUGCCUUGUACGGAGGGAGAAAAGAUUUCGCCGAAAAAAGUGACUGGAGCUUGAAGAAUUUGCAGAUCUUUCGAAAUAGUAAGCCUGCUUUUAAUUUAGACUGAGCAGUAAAAUAACCAACCAUUUUCUUUGCCCUUGGCUAUAUCGCAAUUCUCUUUAACAGAUUGAUCCUUAAAAAUUCAACCAAUUUUAUAUUGCACAUGCCAUUAAACCCUUUUCAGCCUCGCUAAACUCGCCUGACAUCAAACUAGUGCCAGUCAAAAGUCUAACCCAAUCAGCCUUCUCAUACGAAGCUGUGUAUCACAUGUUCAAUGUGCUAAAUCUCAACGAACUCAUAAAUAAACUGAAUGGCGGAGGCUUCAAUCAGGAGCUUUUCACAGGCAUGGUCAACGCAAAUGAGGUGCUGAAACUGCCUGGGGGCUUCACUACAAAAUGUUUGGAUGAAACGUAUUCGUUGGCAAGGUAA